AUGGCUUCGGUAACGACGUCCAUCGGCCGGGCCACUUUGAUCCUCUGUAGACAAACGGCCCCAAAGCGGAGCUCGAUAUGCUCCAGUGCUUUGAAACCGACGAGACAAUUUGCGCCCUUCAGCCACUCUUGUAGGUUGGCCCAAAAGGAUUUCAUCGAAGUGCCAGAAUACUCACCAGACCUUCUCGAUCCUUCGGAACGCGCUCAAUAUGAUGCGAUGGCCCCGGACCAACGAGAGACGUUUGACCGUGAGUUCAUGACACUCGCCCAGACACUUCGCGACGAAGGGCUUGGCCAGACCAUGAACGAAAUCCAUAAAGAAGCAGCUCCGUUCGUGGGCUGGACUGGUGGGAACGAGGAUGUUGAAGAAUAUUUUAACGAUGAUGUUCACAGGUUUCAAUCUGAGCCUUAUAUGGAAGAUGGAAUUACUUCUAUGGCCUAUGACGAGCUGGAACAACAUCGAGAACUGAGGAAAUACGCUCGUAUUUCUGCAUGGGAAAUGCCAUUGCUCAGCAACCUCGUAAAACCGUUUACCUUACCAGAUGAGACACAACUCCUCCGAUUCAGAUAUACUACCUACAUGGGCGAGACACACCCAGCAGAAACCAAGGUCGUCGUUGAAUUCUGCUCAAAAGACCUGGUUCCUAAAUACCUUACCGAAGAACAACGAAUAACACUGUUGAAAUUGGUUGGCCCCCGUUAUAACCCAGACAAAGACCUCAUUCGCAUGUCAUCGGAAAAUUAUCCCACACGUGCACAGAAUAAGCGAUACCUGGGAGAUCUCGUUGAUACCAUUAUCAAAGAGGCAAAGGAGGGUGACUCCUUCGCAGAUGUCCCACUGGACCUGCGUCACCACAAACGGAAACCGAGGUUCCACUUCCCGGAGUCCUGGGUGAUGACGGAAAAGAAACAACAAAUAUUGCGUGAGAGGCGACGAGAGAAUAUGAAACUGAAGGAAGGGGAAAAUCUCACUGUUAUUGAUGGAAAUAAGGUGGUAGAGAAAGCUAUUAAUAGUAUUCCUGUACCCAACCCGGCUGCUCAGUUGGGUGCUGGAGACGAUGUGAAGGAACCUGUACAUGCAAGGGCUAUAAAUACUCCUGCUCCAUGGAAACCCUUCACUGGUCGACUUUAA
Messenger RNA from Paracoccidioides lutzii Pb01, 1131 nucleotides. RefSeq lists its product as hypothetical. Gene Ontology annotation, molecular function: structural constituent of ribosome. The transcript is spliced from 2 exons. Bases 1 to 1131 code for a protein of 376 amino acids. Gene Ontology annotation, biological process: mitochondrial translation. The record is from RefSeq and is a predicted model, not a curated record. Gene Ontology annotation, cellular component: mitochondrial small ribosomal subunit.